AUGCACUUCCUCAUCCUCGGCGCAACGGGCCGCAACGGCUCCCUCAUCCUCACCGAAGCCCUCUCUCGCGGCCACACCGUCACCGCCCUCGUCCGCACGCCAUCCUCCUCCUCUCUCCCCCCACAACCACAACCCAAUCUCACCCUCGUCCCCGGCAACCCCCUCUCCCUCCCGGAUAUUCGCACCGCCCUGCAAAACCCCAGGGCCCCCGAUGCGGUCAUCGUCGCACUCAACCCCCGGCGCGUAUCCGACUCCCCCUUCGCCGCGCCGCACCCAGACACCCCCGACUCGCUGAUGCACGACGCCGUUCGCAAUGCCUUGGAAGGUAUGAAGGCCGCCGGCGUACCCAAGAUCGUCAUCAACAGCAUGCAGGGCGUCGGCGCCAGCAGCAGCAGCCUCAUCAUGCCCUUCCGCGUGCUGUUCGAGCACACCAACAUGAAGUACACCCUCGACGACCACCGAGCCGUCGACGCGCUGGUCACCGGGAAGCAAGGCGAAGGCGUGGACUGGGUGUUGGUCCGCCCGCCUAUGCUUACCGAAGGGGAUGCCUUGCCCGUCAAAGACUACGGUGAUGACGGCAAGGGUAUAUGCUGGAUGCCCAAGAUCACCAGGAAGAGCGUCGCAGUGUUCAUGGUCGACGCCGCGGAAAAGCCUGAUUGGAACCGCCGGGCGCCGGUUAUUGCGAACUAG
Messenger RNA from Colletotrichum siamense, 690 nucleotides. Its product is annotated as Flavin reductase. NCBI's taxonomy places the organism in Eukaryota, Fungi, Ascomycota, Sordariomycetes, Glomerellales, Glomerellaceae. The transcript has a single exon. Bases 1 to 690 code for a protein of 229 amino acids. The record is from RefSeq and is a predicted model, not a curated record.